CUCAGUGCACUGCCUGUCAAGCAGUGAGCAGCACAGCAGCCAGACGCAGCAGAGACCCAGCAGCCGCCUCGCCUCACCUCUCAGUUUCAGGUUCCAAAUAUGGCCGCCACAACGCCGAUCUCUGCCGAGGAGCUGGAGGAACUCCGAGAAGCUUUUGCCAAAAUUGAUGUGGACAACAACGGCUUCAUCAGUAAAGACGAGCUGACGGAGCUUUUCAAAGCCGCUAACUUGGCGCUGCCGGGCUACAAGGUCCGAGAGAUCGUCCAGGAGCUGACCCAGACCAGCGACCAGCUCACCUUUGACGAGUUCACUCAGGUGGUCCACGGACUGAAGAGCAGCGAGGUGGCGAAGACCUUCAGGAAGGCGAUCAAUAAGAAGGAGGGAAUCUGUAACGUGGCGGGAACCUCAGAGCAGUCGGGCACUCAGCACUCGUACUCCGAGGAGGAGAAGGUGGCCUUUGUGAACUGGAUCAACAAAGCUCUGGAGAAGGAUGCCGACUGUAAACACGUCCUGCCGAUGGACCCCAACAGCAACGACCUGUUCACCGCCAUGGGAGACGGCAUCGUCCUCUGUAAGAUGAUCAACCUUUCUGUCCCCGACACCAUCGACGAGAGGACCAUCAACAAGAAGAAGCUCACGCCGUUCACCAUCCAGGAGAACCUGAAUCUGGCUCUGAACUCGGCGUCGGCCAUCGGCUGCCACGUGGUGAACAUCGGAGCCGAGGACCUGAAGGAAGGCAGGCAGCACCUGGUCCUCGGUCUGCUGUGGCAGGUCAUCAAGAUCGGACUGUUCGCCGACAUCGAGCUGAGCAAGAACGAAGCUCUGGUGGCUCUGCUGCGUGACGGAGAGAGUCUGGAGGAUCUGAUGAAACUUUCCCCCGAGGAGCUGCUGCUGCGUUGGGCCAACUAUCACCUGGAGGAGGCCGGCUGCACCAAAAUCAACAACUUCAGCUCCGACAUCAAGGACUCCAAGGCGUACUACAACCUGCUGAACCAGGUGGCCCCCAAAGGAGACGAGGAGGGCGUCCCCCCGAUCGCCAUCGACAUAUCAGGACUGCGGGAGAAGGAGGACCUGAAGCGAGCCGAGCUCAUGCUGGAUCAGGCCGACCGGCUCGGCUGCAGACAGUUCGUCAUGCCGACAGACGUCGUCCGCGGAAACCCAAAACUGAACCUGGCUUUCGUUGCCAAUCUGUUCAACAAGUACCCGGCUCUGAAGAAACCCGAGAACCAGGACAUCGACUGGAGCGCCAUCGAAGGUGAGACGAGGGAGGAGCGGACCUUCAGGAACUGGAUGAACUCUCUGGGGGUCAAUCCUCGGGUCAACCACCUCUACGCAGACAUCGACGACGCUCUGGUGAUCUUCCAGUUGUACGAGAAGAUUAAGGUGCCGGUGGACUGGGACAAAGUCAACAAGCCCCCCUACCCCAAACUGGGCAGCAACAUGAAGAAACUGGAGAACUGUAACUACGCCGUCGAGCUGGGAAAGACGAAGGCCAAAUUCUCUCUGGUGGGAAUCGCAGGUCAGGACCUGAACGCAGGGAAUCGAACCCUCACCCUCGCUCUGCUCUGGCAGCUCAUGAGGAGAUACACCCUGAACAUCCUGGAGGACCUCGGCGAUGGGCAGAAAGUGAACGACGACACCAUCGUGUCCUGGGUGAACGACACGCUCACACAGGCCGGAAAACCCACCAUCUCCAGCUUCAAGGACGGAUCGAUCAGCAGCAGUAUGCCGGUUCUGGACCUGAUCGAUGCCAUCCAGCCGGGAUCCAUCAGAUACGACCUGCUGAAGACAGAAGACCUGACUGAAGAAGAGAAGCUCAACAACGCAAAGUAAGAACACAUUUAUUUGGUUAUU
This is a messenger RNA of Plectropomus leopardus (leopard coralgrouper), 1854 nucleotides long. NCBI's taxonomy places the organism in Eukaryota, Metazoa, Chordata, Actinopteri, Perciformes, Serranidae. The record is from RefSeq and is a predicted model, not a curated record.